AUGCCAUACCUUAUUGGCACAAAGUUUGGAUUCGUUGUGAUGGGAUCCGCCCCUGUUGCAGAUGUAAGUUCCUCCGCUCCGUGCACAUAUUCUUCUUUUCUCUCUACCAGUGAUAAUGAUCUCCAUUCCUCUAUCCAAAAAUUUUGGACCCAAGAAGAGAUCCCACAGUGCAGUAGUAAAACUUUAGAGGAGCAACAGUGUGACAAACAUUUCUCUGAAACCCACACACGCAACCAAAACGGCCAGUAUGUGGUUAGAUUGCCAUUCAAGGUUAAUCAUCCUCCCUUGGGAACCUCUUACCUCCCUGCGCAACGACGCUUGUAUUCUUUAGAGCGUAAGUUUGCCGCUCAAAGCUCAUUCCGUGACAUGUACGUUGCGUUUAUGGAUGAAUAUCUCUCUCUCGGUCACAUGACCAAUAUUGAGACUGUCGAUUUAACCUCCCCUCACUAUUAUCUUCCCCACCACGGAGUUUUGAAAGAAAAUAGUAGCUCUACGAAACUUCGUACUGUGUUCGAUGCUAGUAGCAAGACCAGUUCUGGACUGUCGCUAAAUGACAUCUUACUCACAGGUCCUAAGCUCCAGACGAACAUUUGUGACAUUGUGCUCCAUUUCAGGUCCUAUAACAUUGUUUUCUCUUGUGACAUUCGUCAAAUGUAUCGUCAAAUAUUAGUACAUCCAGACGAUCAGAAAUACCAGCUUAUCUUAUGGCGUAAUAACUCUUCCCAGGACCUCUCCACCUACCAGCUGGCUACAGUCACAUAUGGGGUCAACAGCAGCCCCUAUCUCGCUAUUAGAACGCUUCAUCAGCUAGCUAAAGACGAGGGUGAGGCGUUUCCUGCUGCUGCUCAAGUUUUAACUUCCCAUACGUAUGUUGAUGAUAUAAUCGCAGGUGCUGACACGGUCGAAGAUGCUCUAGAACUUCAAAGCCAGAUAAUUAGCCUUCUGUCCCGUGGUGGAUUUGAACUCCGGAAGUGGUCAUCCAACGCCAAGGAACUCCUUCAAGCUCUGCCCCAAGAACAUCUUGAAUUACCUGUAUUUCUGGAACAUGCUAAAGAACCUCUAUUUUCAAUAUUAGGACUGCAUUGGUCACCAGUUUCUGAUUGUUUCACCUUCAAUAUAAAUUUAUCUGAUGCAGCUAAUGAGACACCCACCAAACGUCGUGUGCUCAGCUUGGUUGCUAAAAUCUACGACCCGUGUGGCUUUCUAGCUCCGUGUACAAUGCAAGCAAAAUGCUUUAUACAGCUGCUCUGGACCACAGGAUUAGGCUGGGACGAAGAGCUCUCAAGUGACUUAACUUCAAUAUGGCAAAACUUUGUAACUAAUACUCAAUCUCUCUCCAAUAUUCAGAUCCCCAGAGCAUUCCAGUUUUCAGUUUCAAGCGCUAUUGAACUUCACGGCUUCUCAGAUGCCUCAGAAAGCGGUUAUGCCGCAGUUCUCUAUUUCAGAUGCAAACUCUCAUCCGGUGAUGUCACUGUACGUCAAAUAUUGGCGAAAACUCGUGUAUCUCCUCUAAAACGAGUCACUCUACCUCGUCUCGAGCUAUGUGCUGCUCAUCUCCUUGCUCAACUAGCAUCAUACUGCCUCUCUAUGUUUACGAAUAAAGUAACAUUCUCUCGUACUGUUCUAUGGUGUGACUCUUCCAUCACUCUAACAUGGCUUCAAACACCACCAUACAGACUGAAAACUUAUGUGGCGAACAGAGUAGCUCAGACUCAAGAACUUUUCCCCUCACAUUGUUGGCGUUACAUACCCAGUCAGGAUAACCCCGCAGAUUGCGCCUCUCGGGGAAUAACUGCCACUCAUCUCCAAAAUCACCCCUUGUGGUGGACCGGGCCAUCUUGGCUCUCUCAACCUUGCGAAGACUGGCCUAAUAGACAAUUUACACCUGUAAAUUUAGAUAGCUCAGAAGAAACAAAAGUGGCUGAACUUUUUGUCUUCACUUCGAACUCCAACCCUGAAUGGGAACUUUUGACAAGAUUUUCCUCGUGGACUAAACUCGUACGCAUUACAGCUUACAACCUUUCUCUUCAUUUACAACGCGAGAAGAUCGAACAAGCUGCGAAGUUCUCUCACUACAAAUGA
Messenger RNA from Macrosteles quadrilineatus (aster leafhopper), 2082 nucleotides. RefSeq lists its product as uncharacterized. Lineage: Eukaryota; Metazoa; Arthropoda; Insecta; Hemiptera; Cicadellidae. The coding region runs from base 1 to 2082 and encodes 693 amino acids. The record is from RefSeq and is a predicted model, not a curated record. The transcript has a single exon.